AUGAAUCAUAAUUCUGCUGUUACUACUAAUUCAUCACCUGCUGCUUCUGUGAGUUAUAGUUUAAAAUUUAUUAAUGGGGAUUUAGUACAAGUUAACAAUAUACAAGUUCCUACAAACUAUAAAGAACCAGUAAUUAUCCCUGACAACAUUCAAUUAAUCUAUCCACUUCCUUUUAAAGCUAAAGAUUUAGUUGGGAUUAUUCCAAGAUAUAAGCAAGUUGCGACUAUUCCAAGAUGUAAGCAAGUUGCGACUAUUCCAAGAUAUAAGCAAGUUGCGACUACUCCAAGAUAUAAGCAAAAAAUCCUCACAAAAUCACCAAAUCAAUUUUUCAUUUAUCGUAAAGCUUGGAUUGAACGAUUUAGACAAGAAAAUUUUCAAUUUUCAAUGAUUGACAUUUCUGGCUUUAUAGCUAUACGAUGGAGGGAAGAACCAGAGGAAGUUAAAGCAAUUUUUGCUAAGAUGGCAGAAGAAGCAAAAGAAUUGCUCAAAAAAAUAAAUAAUUUUUAA
Entrophospora candida is the source of this 507-nucleotide messenger RNA. The record is from the annotation of a GenBank genome assembly. NCBI's taxonomy places the organism in Eukaryota, Fungi, Glomeromycota, Glomeromycetes, Entrophosporales, Entrophosporaceae.